GAAGCGGCGCGUACCUUCCGCUGCAGGAGGAGCAGGUGGCUGCUGUAAGGGCCCGGGCCCCAGGCUUCCUGUGUGCGCGCCCGCCCGCCCGCUACGGUUUCCCGCCAGAGCUGGCUGGGCCCCCUGGGCCCGCCUUGACCGGCCCCAUGGCCCAGACCCCCGACGGUAUAUCCUGUGAGCUGCGAGGUGAAAUCACCAGGUUCCUGUGGCCCAAGGAGGCAGAGCUGCUGCUGAAAGCCUGGCUACCCAGCCAGGGUGCUGAGCGAAGCCAUGUCCUGGUGCUGCUGCGGUGGAGGGCCUACCUGCUGCACACCUGCCUCCCGCUGAGGGUGGACUGUACAUUCAGCUACCUGGAGGUCCAGGCCAUGGCAUUACAGGAGACACCCCCGCAGAUCAUCUUUGAGCUGGAGUCUCUGCCCGAGCUGGUCCUGGAGCUGCCUGGGGUGGCUGCCCUGGAAGAGCUGGCACAGCAUGUGGCCACGGCCAUCAAGAAGGUGUUCCCUCGCUCUACCCUGGGGAAGCUGUUCCGGAAGCCCACUCCCCCCUCCAUGCUGGCACGGCUGGAGAGGAACAGCCCUGUGGAGCCCGCUGCCCAGGGCAGCCCCUGUGGAGGCUUCUUGGAGACUUACGAAGCUCUGUGUGACUACAAUGGUUUCCCCUUCCGAGAAGAGAUUCAGUGGGAUGUGGACACCAUCUACCACCAGCAGGGCUGCCGCCAUUUCCGCCUGGGAGACUUUACCCACCUUGGCAGUCGGGACCUGGCCUUAAGUGUGGCUGCCCUGUCCUACAACCUGUGGUUCCAGUGCCUGUCCUGUGUGGACAUGAAGCUGAGCCUUGAGGUCUCAGAGCAGAUUCUGCACAUGAUGAGUCAGUCGUCCCAUCUGGAGGAGCUGGUGCUGGAGAGCUGUGGCCUGAAAGGAGACUUUGUCCGACGGCUGGCCCAGGCACUGGCAGGACACGGGAAGUCUGGGCUUCGCAAGCUCAGCCUGGCAGGGAACCUGUUGGAUGAUAGAGGCAUAGCUGCGCUCAGCAGACACUUGGAGCACCGGCAGGGAGCCCUGCGGAGACUCAGCCUAGCACAGACGGGGAUGACUCCGAAAGGAAUGAGAACUCUGGGCCGGGCGCUGGCCGCAAACACCGCCUUCGACUCUGCUCUGACCCACCUCGACCUGUCUGGGAACCCUGGGGCGCUGGGAGCGUCCGAGGACAGUGGGGGCCUCUACGCUUUCUUGAGCCGCCCCAAUGUUCUGGUCUUCCUCAAUCUCGCAGGGACUGACUUGGCCUUGGACACUCUCUUCGCUGCGCUGGCCCAUGGCUGCUGCUCCCACCUAUCUCACCUGGACGCCUCCAGGAACGUCUUCUCCCGCGCGAAGGCCCGGGCCGCUCCGGCCGCGCUGCAGCUCUUCCUCAGCCGCGCGGGGACGCUGCAGGACCUGCGCCUGGCCGGCUGCAAGCUGCCGCCAGAAGCGCUCAGGGCGCUUUGGGAUGGCCUUGCGCUCAACACUCACAUCCGCGACUUGCACCUGGACUUGAGCGCUUGCGAGCUGCGCUCCGCAGGAGCCCAGGUGAUACAAGACUUGGUGUGCGACGCAGGCGCCGUGAGCUCCUUGGAUCUGGCAGAUAACGGUUUCGGCUCAGACAUGGUGACGCUGGUGCUAGCCAUCGGGAGAAGUCGUUCCCUGAGACACGUGGCGCUCGGAAGGAACUUCAACGUCCGCUGCAAGGAGACCCUGGAUGAUGUCCUGCACCGGAUUGUCCAGCUCGUGCAGGACGACGACUGUCCUCUGCAGUCCCUGUCCGUGGCUGAGUCGCGCCUGAAGCUGGGCGCCAGCGUCCUGCUCCGGGCCCUGGGCACCAACCCUAACCUGACGGCGCUGGAUAUCAGUGGCAACGCCAUGGGAGACGCGGGGGCCAAGAUGCUGGCCAAGGCGCUGCGGGUCAACACCAGACUCCGGUCGGUGGUCUGGGACCGCAACCACACGUCUGCUCUGGGCCUGCUGGACGUGGCGCAGGCCCUGGAGCAGAACCACAGCCUGAAGGACAUGCCUCUGCCGCUGAGCGACGUGGCCCAGGCGCAGCGCAGCCGCCCGGAAUUGACGGCCCGUGCGGUCCACCAGAUACAAGCCUGCCUUCUGAGGAACAACCGCGCGGACCCCGGCUCUUCCGACCGCGCGUCCCGUCGUCAGCCACUGACUCUGGUCUCCCUGCCCUCGGAGCAGGAGGUGAAUGAGCUGUGCCAGUCAGUACAGGAGCAUGUGGAGCUGCUGGGCUGCGGGGCUGGGCCCCAGGCAGAGGCUGCUGUGCGCCAGGCAGAGGAUGCUGUGCAAAAUGCCAACUUCUCUCUGAGUAUCCUGCCCAUUCUCUACGAGGCUGGGAGCUCCCCCAGCCAUCCUUGGCAGCUCCGGCAGAAGCUGCAGGGCCUGCUGGGACAGGUGGGAGAGGUCUGCCGCCAGGACGUCCAGGACUUCACACAGGCCACGCUGGACACAACGAGGAGCCUCUGCCUGCAGAUGCUGCAGGCACCUGGCUGGAAGGAGCAGCUCGAGAGCAUCCUGGUAGGGUCCCGGGGCCUCCCGGAGCUGCUCCCGGAGCAGCUGCUGCAGGACGCCUUCACCAGGCUCAGGGACAUGCGGCUGUCUGUCACAAGGACCUUGGCAGAGAGCAUUGUGGCUCAGGCUGUGGCGGGUCUGAGUGCUGCCCGGGAUCGGCUGAUGGAGAGUCUGGCUCAGAAUGGCCCAGUGGUCAUGGCCCCUGCCCUGCCAGCACUGGAUGGAGAUGUGCCCAGCCCCCUUGGGCCCAGGGAGUUGAAUGAUCUUUUCUUCCCUGAUAAUGAUGAAGAGAUCCUGGCUGAGUUUCACACACCCUCUUCCCCCAAGGAUGCCAGUACCCUACGGAAAUGGCCGGAUCCCAGCCACUGCCUUCACCUGCUUCCCACCACUCCGGGUGCUGCUGAGGAAGCGAAGCCAGAGCCCGAGCUGGCGGCUCCGGGGGAAGAUGCAGAGCCACAGGCGGGGUCGUCCGCGCGCGGCUCUCCGAGCCCCGCGGCCCCCGGGCCCUCAGCUGGUCCACUGCCUCGCAUGGACCUGCCGCCCUCCGGGCAACCCCUGCGCCAUCCGACCCGGGCCCGGCCGCGGCCUCGCCGGCAGCACCACCACCGUCCGCCACCGGGGGGCCCCCAGGUGCCCCCAGCCCUGCCGCAGGAAGGGAAUGGGCUCAGCGCCCGCGUGGAUGAAGGUGUGGAGGAGUUCUUCUCCAAGAGGCUGAUCCAGCAGGAGCGCCUCUGGGCCCCUGGGGAGGACCUGGCCGCAGAGGGGGGUGCUACUCCUGUUCCUCGAACACUGAGAAAGAAGCUGGGCACCCUUUUUGCCUUCAAGAAGCCUCGCUCAACGAGGGGUCCACGGCCUGAUCCAGAGACCAGCCCUGGGGCAGCCCCUCGCCCCCGAAAGACCACACUUGGGGACUUGCUCCGGCCACCAGCCCGUCCUGGCCGUGGGGAGGAGCCCGCUGGGGCUGAGGGGGGUACCAGUAGCCCUGACCCUGCCCGCAGAAGCAGGCCCCGAUACACAAGGGAUAGCAAGGCCUACUCCAUGAUCCUACUGCCUGCUGAGGAGGAAGAGGAGGAGGCUGCGCUGAGUGCCAGGCCCGACAAGAGGCGGCCCCUGGAGCGGGGGGAAACAGAGCUGGCCCCUUCCUUUGAACAGCGUGUGCAAGUGAUGUUGCAGAGGAUUGGUGUGAGCCGUGGCAGCGGGGGAGCAGAAGGCAAGAGGAAGCAGAGCAAAGACGGCGAGAUCAAGAAGGCUGGCUCAGAUGGUGACAUAAUGGACAGCUCCACAGAAGCCCCCCCCAUCUCCAUCAAGUCCCGUACCCACUCAGUGUCUGCAGACCCCUCCUGCAGACCCAGCCCAGGGGGCCAGGGGCCUGAGGCCGCCUCCUGGAAGACACUGGGGCAGCAGCUGAACGCAGAGCUCAGGGGCCGCGGCUGGGGCCAACAGGAUGGCCCAGGGCCCCCAUCCCCCUGCCCCAGCCUAAGCCCCCGCAGAACCAGCCCCUCUCCUGACAGCCUAGGCCUCCCAGAGGACCCCUGCCUGGGCACCAGGAGUGAAGAUGGCCAGCUGAGACCGCGGCCUCUGUCGCCAGGGCGGCGAGCAGUGUCUGUGCAUGAGGACCAGCUCCAGGCCCCUGCUGACCGGCCCCUGCGGCUGCAGCGCUCUCCUGUCCUCAAGCGCAGGCCGAAGCUGGAGGCACCCCCAUCCCCAAGCCUAGGACCCAGUCUCGGAACGGAGCCUCGGCCCCCACCAUCCCCGGAGCCUUCCCCUAGCCCUGAGCCAAGUCCCCCCUCCCCAGCCACAGACCAAAGAGGCGGCGGCCCCACCCUCUGACCCCUUCUCUCUUGCCGCAUGAGAUUAUUUUAUUAAAAAACUCAAUGGAA
This is a messenger RNA of Ochotona princeps (American pika), 4429 nucleotides long. It is a transcript of the gene CARMIL2, whose product is annotated as capping protein regulator and myosin 1 linker 2. Gene Ontology annotation, cellular component: lamellipodium; plasma membrane. The transcript is spliced from 39 exons. Gene Ontology annotation, molecular function: protein binding. Gene Ontology annotation, biological process: regulation of Arp2/3 complex-mediated actin nucleation; cell migration. The record is from RefSeq and is a predicted model, not a curated record. Bases 147 to 4379 code for a protein of 1410 amino acids. Lineage: Eukaryota; Metazoa; Chordata; Mammalia; Lagomorpha; Ochotonidae.